Molecule: messenger RNA, 5468 nt
Organism: Gallus gallus (chicken)
Lineage: Eukaryota; Metazoa; Chordata; Aves; Galliformes; Phasianidae
Gene: FAM222A
Product: family with sequence similarity 222 member A
Exons: 2
Coding region: 2934-4337 (467 amino acids)
Source: RefSeq, a predicted model, not a curated record
AGGGUGACCUUUCCUGCAGUCACUCAUUCCUGCACGGCGCUGGCGGCAUCGUGUGGCGUGUCCUCCUCCUGCCCCGUUCCCACCGCCGGGCACCCCGUGUGGCUCCGUUGCAAGGUCAUGUAGCAUCCCCGUCCCGUGCCCCUCCGUCACCCCCGGACCCCCUUUGCAUGGUGGCUGUGCCCUGUGCCCAGCCGGGCUGUGUGUUGGGGACGCGGUGCCCGCUCAGCUUCGUUAGCGCCGGGCAGGGAUGCACGGCAGCAGCAGACGUGGCCCUUUCUUUCCCUAACAAGGGGCCAGCUUCUGCAAUCCCCUUUAUUCCUUUAUUCAUUGUUCUGCCGAGGCGAACGGCACAGACCCAAUUCAGGCUGAGACUUUGAAAGUUCCCUUUCUUCCCCCCCCCCCCUCCUGUCACAUUUUCUUUUAUCUAAAUCCUCGCCUAUGAAAGCCUCUAUCGACAGCUGCGCUGGCCUUAUCUCGCUGGAGGGACCUUCGCUGGGCUCUCAGAGGAGAUAAGACCGUCUUAUCGGCCUCUGAUGUCAGAGAAGGUGCCAAACCCUUCUGUCAUUGGAGCUUUAGACACAGAGGGUUGGGUUUUUUUUUUGUGGGUUUUUUUUUUUUUAUUAAAGUCACAAAGACCUUGGGUUUAUAAAUAGUCCGAUGGAGCGAUAGGGCUUGGAAAUUAGCAGGGUGGGGGGCGGGGAGGGAGGCGGUGGGAACGGGGCCGGGAUGGAGGCAGGAGGAGAGGAGGAUGGCGGGGACGCGGUGUCCCCAACCCUUUGGGAGCGGGGCAGUGCCACCUCCUGCUCCGUGCAUGCCCCUGGGUGAUGAGCUCUGACAGCACCUGCUGGGGCCUCGCUGGCUCAGGGCCAGCCUUGUCCUCGUCCCCAUCCCGAAAGAGGAAGGAACAUGGAGUGGUUCUGGGGCCCUUUGCAGCGGCACCGUGGGGCUGUCGGGCCGGGCGGCUCCGUCCUCACCCCAUUGCCCUGCUGUGAUUUGUGUGGCUGUAGGCUGGGCAGGGGCUGUGCGACUCGGGGCAGGGCAGAAAACUGCUGAGUGUUGCCUUUCUUGCCGUGAAAGAGCCAGAGCAGCUUGAACUAAAUCAGAUCCUGCUGAUUGGAAUUAGUUCAAAUGCAGAUGGAGCUAACUAAGCUGGCGGUAAGCAUUCGAACGGCGCAGCGUCCAAUUCCCAUCAGCUGAUUCAAGGGCUUUGCUGGGCAGCAUUAACAAAAUGCCACCGAGCGGACAGAUGCCCAUUGUGCAGGGGCUGAUGGUCUCAGCCUGGUGCCAGGCUCGGGCCCGAGCCACCCAUAUGGGAUGCAGGGACGUGGGAUGCAGGGACGUGGGGUGCAGGGACGUGGGAUGCAGGGAUGUGGGGUGCAGGGACAUGGGAUGCAGGGAUAUGGGGUGCAGGGACAUGGGAUGCAGGGCCAAGAUGGCUUUCUGGGGCGGCGCAGGGGUUGAGCUGAUGUCUGCUGCUAUCAUCCGGGUGGUGACAGCCCAGGGUGGGGGUCCCAUCCGUGGUCCUAUGGCCAAAGCCAUCCGCUGGGACCGGGGGAUGCAGCCGAGCCCGGUCCCGGUGGGGUGACGCCAACUCCCAAGCAGUCAAGUGUGCUCAGGCUCUGAAUAAGAAGCACUUCAUUCUCUUUUCAAACUGUAUAAUUUCUGCCUGAUUGUAAUGGCAUAUUUUAAAAUUACCAGAAAUCGAAGCCAGAAAAUGGAUACGGCUGCUUUUACUGCGAGCUGCAUUAACAAAGGAUAUGUAAUGCACGAAAUAAAAACACCUCCCUGCCCCCCCUCCUCCUUUUUUUUAAGACAGUAAUAGGAGAAAAUUGGUUUUGAAACUGAAUAAAAGUCCCUUUCAGAGGAAAUCAUUUCUUUCAGGGUACCUUUGCUGAAAGUAAAAUAGUGAAUAAUGAAAGGUGGUUACAUGAUUGUCUUUCAUUUAGAGAGCGCUAGGACAGAUGGAAUCUGGGAGAAAUGCAAGAUUGGAAUAAUUGCAUGGUAACAAGGCGCUUGUUGUGAAAUUAGUAUCUUAAGAAAGUAGGGAAAAAGGCUUUUACUCAUGAAUACUUCAUUAUUAGGAGAAAACAGCGCCAUUUGGGUUCUCCAGACACCUGCUCCGUGCGCGGUGGCUCUUCCUCACCUCUUGCUCCUCACACCUUGCUCCCAGAGCCUCCGUGCCUGAAUUCUGCAGUGCUGGAGGCCACCGUGGUCCCCGUGUCCCCACCCAGGGGAUGAAGCAGGAGCUCGGGGUCCCGAGCCCGCGUUGGUGGCUGGGAGUGAGCGCACAGCCAUGGCCUUUGGUCAGCUUGGAGGUGGGCAGGAGUGGUUCGCUAGCAGGGGGAUGUGAGGGAGCGUUCCAAGGCGUGAGGAUGGAGCUUGGUGAGCAGUGCUUACCCCAAGCACCCCAAGAUGCUGCGAUGGGGCUGUGGGGGGAGCGAGGUACCCUCUGUGACAUCCAUCCCUGACACCUCACACGGACCAGGAGCUGCAGUUCCCAGGAUGGGUUUGCAACCACUCUGUGCGCAGUGCUGCUGCCGUUACCAGCGGGAGGCGUUCGCCGUGGUUCCUGCAGGACGUGCCGUGUGCAGGACGUGCUAUUCACAGAUCAGUGGUGGAGGUGCCUUUGGGCUGACCCCUGCAGAUCCCCCGGCCGGAUUUUGGCACAUCCCGGGACCCGAGUGGGAUUUUGCUGCCUUCAGGCCGAAUCCCUGCUGUGCAUCCAAUGGCUGCAGCUGUCCCCGGGAGCCGGGAGGAGCUGCUCUGUUUCCUGCAGGAAGAGCAGAAAGCGUCACGGGGAGCACCAACCACCCACCGAGCCCUUCAUAUUUAUUUUAUAGAGCUUCAUAUUUAUUUAAGGCUUCCAUACUUAUUUAUUUAUCUCCAAAAGAGCAAAGGCCCCUGCGCAGCGGGUGCGAGAGCUCCCAGCCUCCAUGCAUGCAGACUUUGCCCAGCAGUGGGUGCGGGUGCACGGCCAGACCCCCCCAGCCCCCCUCCUUAUCACUGUCUCUCUUCUCUUGGCAGUGCACGGUGCGGCUGCGGCCGGCCAGGACUCCCAGACCAUGCUGGCGUGCCUGCAGCGAACCCAGAACCCACCUGGGCAGCACCUGGCCUGCCCCAACCCCAACAAGGCACUGGAGCCACGCAAGUGCGAGACGGCAGCACCCAUGCAUUCCCCACGCUACCCCAGCCCCGCCGAGCUGGACGCCUAUGCACAGAAGGUGGCCAACAGCCCGCUGACCAUCAAGAUCUUCCCCACCAACAUCAGGGUCCCACAGCACAAGCACCUUAACCGAACGGUCAAUGGGUACGACACCACGGGGCAGCGCUACAGCCCCUACCCCGUGCACGCCGGCGGCUACCAGGGCCUCCUGGCCAUCGUCAAAGCCUCCAGCAAAAGCGUGGUGAAGAACGCGGAGGGCAAGCGGACUAAGCUGUCGCCCGCGCAGGCCGGCGUCGCUCCCUACCCAUCCUCAAGCACUUUAGCCCCGGGCCCCUCCUGCGCCGGCCCGCUGAGCUACCACCAGAAGCAGCUGGAGGGCCCCGUGCCCCCCAACGUGACGGUGGCGGGCUCGGCGCUGCCGCUGGCGGGUCGUGGCCUGGCGCUGCCGCCCUCCAACCUGCCCUCCAUCCAGAGCAUCAUCUACCAGCUCAACCAGCAGUGCCAGGCCCAGGCCUCGCAGCCUGCCUGCCCGGCGCUGCCGGCCGCCCACCCCAGCCCGGCCAAGCACGGCACCUUCCCCACCAUGGCCUCGGCCUACGCCGUGCUGCCCGAGUGCCGCAAGGGAGCCGAGCUGCCGCUGGGCUCCACCCCGGCGCUGGGGCCGAAAGCGGGGCUCUACCCCGACGGCGUGGACUACCUGCUGUGGCAGCAGAAGCAGCAGCAGCACCUGCGGGUGUACAGCGGGGGCAGCGGGGCCCUCAGCAAGUCGCCCGAAGCCUGCGCGGCCGCCUCGCGACCCUACGGGCCGGCGGGGGAGAAGGUGAGCUCGUCGCCAUUGAACUGCAUGCACGGCAACUUCGCGGUGGGGCAGUACUUCGUGCCGCCGUGGAACAGCGUCCUGGUGACCCCCACCAGCGACUGUUACAACCCACCGCCCGAGCUGGGCCCCGUGCCGCGCGAGCUCGGCGUGCCGCCGGCCGAGGGGCUGCCCAGCAAGGCGCUCUGCAACACCUCCAUCCUCAGCAGCAGCCUCCAGUCGCUGGAGUAUCUCAUCAACGACAUCCACCCGCCCUGCAUCAAGGAGCAGAUGUUGGGCAAGGGCUAUGAGACCGUGUCUGUGCCAAGGCUCUUGGACCACCAGCACGCCCACAUCCGCCUGCCUGUCUAUAGAUAAGGGGCGGCCGCUGCUCUUCCCAAAGCCAGGAUGGCGGCCGGGCCCUCCGGCACCGCGAGGCCGUUGCGGGGUGAUGGGGUUGGUUGGGGUCGGCUGCCAACACGGGUCCCGCAGGUACUGGCAUGGAACCGGGCUCAUCGAACCGCGUGCGCCCGCUGGAAGCCAAGGAUGAAGGAAUGCUUGUCUUAUAUAGCUCAGAAAUCAUUUUAUUUCCACGAAUGUGAACAGGGAAUCGCUACGAGUUGCUGCUAUCCAGGGAGAGGAGCUCCGCUCUGCGCACGGCGCGGGCCGCAGGCAGGGUCCCGCCGCGCUCACCUUUAGCUGAAGUCCGUAACUUGCACUGCUUUGAUUAAAGCUCAUAACUGGGGACAGCCUGGACACUAUUUAAGAAAAACACUUGAAAACUUGAACAGAUUUUGCUUUUUCGUUGGUUUAUUUUUUUCAUGGUUUCAGUUGCCCACGGCGCGCAUCUUGGGUGCCGGCCAAGCAGGGGGACGAGCCCACGGCGCUGCGCCCAUGGCACAGAUUUCCAAGGUUUUGGGGUUGAUUUUUCUUUUUAUUUCUUUGUUUCUUUUUUUCUUUUCUCUUCUUUUCUUCCUACCCCCCCUCCCCCUUCUUUUCUUAACUGCCCGUUAUGCUUUCGUUCCGUUCUAGAGGCAGGCAGUGUGUAGGACCACGUUCAGUGCUGCGCCCAGCCGUCGCACCGCGGUGGGAUCACGGCGUGCUUCUCUUCAUUUUUCCUUUCUUGUUUUUUUUGUUUUUUUUUUUUUUUUUCCAAGCAGUUCAGAAAUGCUCAUUACGCUCCUCUAUUCACUCUGUGUAAUUACGUGCUUAAUAGGUUUAUUCAUUUAAAAAAAGGCUCUGCAUCACAAAACGGUUUUUGAUGAGUCAAGGAAACAGAAACGCUACCCCGAGGAGACCCAAGGUGAUUGUGCUCAGAAAAGAGGUACUGUAUCCCUGAAAGGCCUGUUCAAGCACUAAGUGCAUUUACAAAUCUCUGAGAAUGUUUUUUUUUAUACUAAAAUCGACCAUUAUAUUCUACUGUGAGAAGUGCUGUCUGCACUUAUAUUGUUUUAAAAAUGAGAGAAAAAAAGAAAAAAAAAAAAAAAAACCAAACCACAAAACCUGCAA